Messenger RNA from Oncorhynchus kisutch (coho salmon), 4002 nucleotides. Its product is annotated as RNA-binding motif, single-stranded-interacting protein 2. The record is from RefSeq and is a predicted model, not a curated record. The transcript is spliced from 13 exons. Gene Ontology annotation, molecular function: RNA binding. The coding region runs from base 70 to 1278 and encodes 402 amino acids. NCBI's taxonomy places the organism in Eukaryota, Metazoa, Chordata, Actinopteri, Salmoniformes, Salmonidae.
CCUUGGCUGACGUCAGCUGAUGACUGCUUGCUUGGCUGUGCUCUCCGCUCCGGACAUAGUGCUGUAAAAAUGCUGCUCUCUGUGCCGCCAAGGACAGGAUUCAACCCAUACAACGGCUAUACCAGCAGACUUAGUAAAAAGCCGACGUAUGUGUCCUCCAGCCACCAGAUGGCUCCACCCAGCCCCAACCACACCACCACCAGCAGCAGCAGUAGCGGCAGCCUCAGUGGAGAGCAGCUGAGCAAAACUAACCUCUACAUCCGCGGCCUCCACCCGGGAACCACAGAUCAGGACCUGGCCAAACUGUGUCAGCCGUAUGGGAAAAUUGUGUCCACAAAAGCCAUCCUGGACAAGACCACUAACACAUGCAAAGGCUAUGGCUUUGUAGACUUUGACAGUCCGUCAGCGGCACAGAAAGCAGUGACAGCACUGAAGGCUGGUGGAGUCCAGGCUCAGAUGGCUAAGCAACAGGAGCAGGACCCCACUAACCUGUACAUCUCCAACCUGCCUGUGUCUUUGGAUGAGCAGGAGCUGGAGAAUAUGCUGAAGCCCUUCAGUCAGGUCAUCUCUACACGCAUCCUUAGAGACGCCAAUGGCACCAGCAGAGGAGUGGGCUUUGCCAGGAUGGAGUCAACAGAGAAAUGUGAGACUAUCAUUCAACAUUUCAACGGCAAAUAUAUCAAGACUCCACCUGGAGUUCCAGUGCCCUCGGAACCCCUGUUAUGUAAGUUUGCAGACGGAGGACAGAAGAAGAGACAGAGCCAGGGAAAGUACCUGCAGCAUGGCCGUCCCUGGACAAGAGAUGGAGAAACGGGAGGAAUGACACUGACCUAUGACCCCACCACAGCCUUACAGAAUGGGUUCUACUCAGCUCCCUACAGUAUGGCCCCUAACAGAAUGAUCACUCAGACCUCCCUCCCCCCCUACAUGCACUCUCCUGUUAAUACCUACCAGAUCCACAGUCCACAGUCCUGGAUGCAUCAUCAGUCGUACCUCAUGCAGACCUCAGGCCAACUCCUGACACAGGGCAUGGACCACACCAUGUCCAUCCAGCCCACCUCUAUGAUGGGGCCUCCCACACAGCAGCUCAGCCACCUCUCUAUGGGCAGCAGUGGCACGUAUAUGCCGGCAAACACAUCAAUGCAAGGGACCUACAUCCCUCAGUACACCCAAGUGCCUCAAAGCAACGUUUCAGUCGAGGAACUUGCCGUCCUACAACAGGUUGCCCUGGAGACGCCCACAGAACACCCAGACUACUCCUACCAGCACAGCAAGUGAAGAGGAGACACUGGUAGGUUUACUAGAGUCUGUCUCCUGGGCAACCUGCCGCCCAUACAGCUCAGCUCAUAGUGACUCUGGGCAGUACACACCAGACAGACGGAGGAAUACGGACCAGACUGUCACACUAAAGACAAAAGGAUAUUUUCAAAUCAGAGGUUAUGGUAAACUGUUGGACACGUGGAACAUCUAUUUUGAUAACAGAACAUGACUCUUUUGUCAAAGAAAGAGAAAAACACACCACACACACAUUAUCUUCUGUGCACGUAUUAACAAAUGAUUUUUCACACUAUUCUGGGGAGAAUGAAAACCAGCAAUAUAAGUUACACCACCAUGUGUCAUUUUAGAGUCGUCCUUUAGUUUUAGUUUGACAUUUUUUAUAUGCAGAUUUUUUUUGGUCAUGUUAUUUUUAAGCUUUUCAUCAGUUUGUUUUUGUUGCACAGAUUCAAAAAGUAAAUGAUCAAUGAUUUGUUUCUUAAUUUCACAAUACCAUUGUUGUUUUUGUUCACUUCACGCUGCUUGUUUUAAUUAUGUAAUUGUUUGAAGAGAGAAGGCUGAACAAACUGCUCAAGUUACUUAGAUGUGUGUCAUCUGGUGGUAUCACCUGUUUUCUCUCUAAAGGGACAAGUAUUGCAGGAGAAUGAAACAUUAUUGGAAGUGGUCUUACUGUUUUUAGCACUUGGGUCCCUAGUUAAAAUGGUCACAAUUUAAAUAGAUAUUUAGAAAGAACGCUUAAGACAAUCAAAUAUAUAGAAAUUAUUAUUUCCAGAUUCUGGCUAAUUAUAAUACAAUUAUACAGGGAAAAUGAAAAAUAUACGCACAAUAAAAUUUGACAGAGUAAUUUAGUUGUUGGUUAUAUUUUGUGAAUGUAUUGCUCCAAUGCUACCCAACAACAUAAAUAAGUCUUUCAAUUUGGUUUUAGUGGGUUAAGCUGCUACCGUUUAAACAGACCCAACGUUGUUCUUAGGAGUUCAUAUCAUUGAGUGUUGAGCUAGUAGUUUAAAGAAGUAAAUUAGAGAUCCAAAAAGUAUGGCCAGUACUGAGAUACGUUGCCGUGUCUUUUUGAUUCCAGCUUUCUCUCGGUCUGUUGAUUCCUCUGUUUUUGUUUGUUUUGAUUAUGAGUGAAAAUUUUGUUUAUUUAAAGAAAGUUUUCUUGAUUAAAAAUUUUUUUUUUGUACUUUUAAGAUUGAUCAAUGUUAUUUUUGGUAGUGUGCAUUGAGUAGGUACUUGUUUCUUUGGACAGUAGAUUCAAGUAAAAAAUACAUAUUUGUAGUCUUUUUCUUUUGAAAUAGUGUCUACCAUUACUGUCAUUUGUGUUUUGGGUUGUGACUACAAGGAAUACAGCUACGGCCGGAAUUGUCAUAGCAGCUUAGAACAUUUUAUCUAACCCUAACCCUUUUCCUAACCCUAACCUUAACCUGCCACGAUAAUGAUCCUAACUUGCUUCGUAAAUUCUCCUAACCUGAUAUGAAGAAGGCACUUCCAGUCAUAGCAGUACUCCUGUUAGUGAGACUGUGUGUUUGUUUUUCUCCAUCUCUGGUUUUAUUUUCAAUCACAUGGAAAAGGCUUUAAAUGUUUGAGAUUUCCAAUCCAUCUGUGUCAACAGGUUUUGGCAAUUUCACACUGGUGUGCUUACUGCUCAUCAGUCCAAGAUAAUUAUGUGUUAUACCUCUUACAAAUCAUUUCUGAAAUGUGUCUCAAAUUGUAAUCAUUCAGUCAGUGGUUAGGGAAUGCAGUGUCUGAAAAGUUAUUACCUCCUAGAGCAAUGUAGAACCUUGCACAAUGUUAAUGUGCAAGGUUCUGAGAUGUUUUAUGAGGUCACAACUUCCAUGGUUCUCAAGGCGGCUCUCAGUCACAGCAGGUACUGUGUCCAUAUCCUCACUCUUCUGUCCUAUGUUCAGAAACUAGGCCACCAUCCAAGGUCAAACCUCUAAUCCGACUGUUAUUUCUCAAAAUGGCCAGUGAUCUAUGCAAUUAAUUUAUUGUCUACAAUAAUGCAAUACUUAUAUUUCAGGUGACAACAAUGGACUGUUUGUCAAUAGUGACUUUUGAAACACAAAAGUAUCAUUCUGCUAUCAGUGGCUUUCAUUUGAGUUGAACUUAAUCCAAAACCUCUAGUUGUACGACUAUCAGCCUCAUUGUUCAUUUAAUGACAGUGAGAUGGCUGCAUAAAAGGGAAUGGUUCAUGAGAUUGGAGCAGAUCCCUCAGCUAUCUUGCAAAAGGCCUCACACCAUCUAACAAUGGGAUACAGACGACCUUGUCCAGCCAGAUAGGGUCCUUAUUGUUGUUGGUUAAACAAAUAUUGGUAGAUUUGUUUUGUUUGUUACCAAAGACGACUUCCGGUAGGCAUUUGAACAUUUCUUCUAAGUGAUCAAUGCUGUAGAAUAAAUCUGUCAUUUGUUUUAUCUUGUUCCUUUCCAUUGAUUUGUUGACACUAGUAAUAAUCUCUAUGAAUCAUUAAUUCAUUUGUGGUAGGAAGUAAGAAUCACAGAAAUGCCUUAGAUUUCAUCAAGUGGGGAUUUAAAGAGUGCUACACACUACAUUAUCUGGAAACAUUCAUCCAUUGUCUGCAAAUGUUUGAUAAACAGGACUACUUUUCUUAGAUUUGUAGUAUCAGUUUUAGGAAACCACAGUUCAAUGUUUGAUACACUAUCCGGCAUAUUUAGUUUCAGGCCGUCAUCAUUCCAGAUUGUUGUUUCACUCAAAUAAAAUGUUCAGCCUUA